Brassica oleracea var. oleracea is the source of this 779-nucleotide messenger RNA. RefSeq lists its product as uncharacterized. The transcript is spliced from 3 exons. Lineage: Eukaryota; Viridiplantae; Streptophyta; Magnoliopsida; Brassicales; Brassicaceae. The coding region runs from base 207 to 725 and encodes 172 amino acids. The record is from RefSeq and is a predicted model, not a curated record.
CCAUAUCUCUUCUCUAAGCUCAUGAUCAUCUGCUUGAUCUUAAGUCUAUCCUCUCUUUCACAUAAAGUCGCUUUAUGAUUUUCUUCAUCAUAUUCUUCCAUCAUAUAUAGAAUCAGCUUCUGAACCUAAUUGUUCCAGGUUAUUUACAAAGCCAAAAUCCAAGUUCGUCAUAUCAAAUCUUCUUGAGAUCUUGAAUUCCUUAAAACAUGGAGAAACUUCUUAAUCCGUCUGAAAAGCAGUACAUGAAAAUGGCUAUGCUUAAACAUGAAGAAACUUUCAAGCAACAGGUAUAUGAACUUCAUAGGUUAUAUCAAGUCCAGAAGAUAUUGAUGAAGAACAUGCAGGUCAACAAGGGCAAUGAUGUAAAUUCAGGACUAGGAUCAUUCAUCAGAAGAGUUGACCGGCCGGCAAACUUUCCCGACGGAGGGGAAGCCGGUGGUAACGAUAUAGAUAUUAUGGACGAGAGUGAGAUCGAGCUAACGCUUGGACCGUCGUGUUACGGUGGUGAUCUGAUGAGAAUGAACAAGAAGAAAAGGAAUAAUUCUCCGCUGGAGAUGAUGGACGGGAAUUUAAAUUCAGGUCGCCGGAGUUUCUCGUCUUCUUCCACAGGCUCAAGCAAUAAUAAUCACAACAAUCUUGAAGAACAAGUGAGACAAGAGAGAUUGAUGAAACAUCAGAAGCAGAAGCAGCCUUGGCUUCAAGCAUUGACUUUGAAUGUUAUUUGAUAAUAAGUAAUAUUCAUGUUAACUAUAUUCUGAAAUAGAUUCGCAUUUCCCUUU